This is a messenger RNA of Tupaia belangeri chinensis (Chinese tree shrew), 939 nucleotides long. RefSeq names its product olfactory receptor 7A10. Gene Ontology annotation, cellular component: membrane. Lineage: Eukaryota; Metazoa; Chordata; Mammalia; Scandentia; Tupaiidae. Gene Ontology annotation, molecular function: G protein-coupled receptor activity; olfactory receptor activity. Gene Ontology annotation, biological process: G protein-coupled receptor signaling pathway. The record is from RefSeq and is a predicted model, not a curated record. Bases 4 to 939 code for a protein of 311 amino acids. The transcript has a single exon.
CACAUGGAACCAGAGAAUAAUACAAAAAUUUUGGAAUUUCUUCUUCUGGGAUUUUCAAAGGAACCAGAAUUGCAACCCCUCAUAUUUGGACUUUUCCUCUCUAUGUACCUGAUCACUGUAUUUGGAAACCUGUUCAUCAUCCUGGCCACUAUCUCAGACUCCCACCUGCAUACACCCAUGUACUUCUUCCUCUCCAACCUGUCCUUUGUAGACAUCUGUUUCACGUCCACCACCAUUCCAAAGAUGUUGGCAAACAUCCAAACGCAGAGCAAGGUCAUCACUUAUGCAGGUUGCAUCAGCCAGAUGUACUUUUUUGUACUUUUUGCAGUAUUGGACAGCUUUCUCCUGUCUGUGAUGGCCUAUGACCGGUUUGUGGCCAUCUGUCACCCCCUUCGCUAUACAAUCAUCAUGAACCCCUGGCUCUGUAUGUUGCUAGUUUUGUUCUCCUGGGUCAUGUGUGUCCUGACUUCAUUAUUACAUAGCUUAAUGACAUUGCAGCUGUCCUUCUGUACACAUGUGGAAAUUGCCCACUUUUUCUGUGAACUUAAUGAGGUGGUCCACCUUGCCUGUUCUAACACAUUUUUAAAUGACAUGGUCAUGUAUCUUGCAUCUGUGCUGUUGGGUGGUGGUCCCCUCACUGGAAUUCUGUACUCUUACUAUAAGAUAGUUUCUUCGAUUCAUGCAAUCUCAUCAGCCCAGGGGAAGUACAAAGCAUUUUCCACCUGUGCCUCUCACCUCUCAGUUGUCUCCUUGUUUUAUUGUACAAGUCUAGGCGUGUACUUUAGUACUGCUGAUGAUAAAAAUUCUCAUCCAAGUAUAGCAGCCUCGGUGAUGUACACUGUAGUAACCCCCAUGCUGAACCCCUUCAUCUACAGUCUCAGGAAUAAAGACAUAAAGAGAGCUCUGAGAAGACUCACUGGGAAAGAAACUAUUAAAUGA